GAGGGGCAAAACAGUUGCACUUGGUGCUUCGAACGGUUCAGAUCGACUACGACGAACAACUUUGAAAACCGCGCUGAUUUGUGUGCGAAUUGUGUGUUUGGAAGCGAACAGCACGUUUAUUGUGAUUUACCACGUUCGUUGUGAUUGCAAACGUUGAAAUCUCUUCCCCUCUUAGUUAAAGUGUAAUCGGUUGACGACCAGGACGAAAACGUUGUUGUUGUGGUGUGUUCUCAAGAGAAGAGCUCCGGAUCUACGACUUUAGAUUAGUGCAAUCAAUUUGUGGAAGCUAUUUGAUCUGUUUGACUGUGUGAUCAAUCAAUAUUUGAACCACACAUUGCUGUAGGAUUUCCCACCAUCCGCCGCCAUGCCGGAGAUACAAGUGUUGCAACCUUCGUCAGCCGCAUUACAGCCGGUCCCGGUGCCGGCCGUAGUUAACAGAUCGAGUAGCGGCCCUAGCAGUGCCACCGGUAACAACAACAACAACAACAAUAUCUCCGCGAAGAAACCGACAUCGGAAGUAGAUCAACUGCCGCUCUUUGCCGACGACGAGAAGAAAUCCAGCAAAAUCCAAGAACUACGGAAACUGAUCGAAAACUGUGAUGAUUUCGUACGCCGGAGUGAUGAUUUGUUUUUGGUGCGAUUCCUGCAGUGCUGUGACUGGAACGUUGAUGACGCUUAUCAACGUAUGAUCAAACUGUUCAAAUUGAAGCACGACAACCCAGAUUGGUUCGUCGACAAACCACUGCAUCACUACAAGGAACUCCUUAACAACAACAUAAAGUUCGUUCUGGACAAGCGAGACAAAAAAGGGCGCCGGAUAUUCGUCAGCAAGAUGGGCAACAUGGACAUUAACAAAUUUUCCGCAACGGAUCUGGCUCACCUGGACGAACUGUGGUGCGAGUUCAUGCUGAACGACUUGGAAACGCAGAAGAAUGGAAUCUCCUGUCUGAUCGAUAUGAGUGGCUAUUCCCUUAAGAGUCUCCGAUAUCUGACGCCAACCAACAUUCGAAUCGGAACACAGAAAGCCGAUUUGAUGCCGGUGAAGCACAUGGAGUUCCACGUGGUGAACUCGUCGGCCUUCAUGAACGCAGCCGUCGCCAUUCUGUAUCCGAUGUUGAGCAAACAGAUCAAGGAUUCGGUACAUUUCCACUACUCGAAUUGGGACUCACUGCAUGCCCAUAUGGGGAAGGACGUACUUCCGGCGGAGUACGGUGGCACGAAUGGGGAAAAGUUCGAUCACGACAUGCUGAACAAGCAAUUGCUGGACUUGGAGCACCAUUACGACGGGUUGAUUCGCUUCGGGUACGAGCUGAAGCCGCACGUGGAUCCGAGCAAGUAUGCGAAAUUCUUCCACUACGUAGAAAAGACCAAAGGUAAUAAGCGAAGGUACAAAUCCAAGAGGGACGAGAAUGUUGAAAUGUGAUUUGGAGAAGAUUGUAUUUAGUGUAUUGAGUAGUUCGAGGUGAAACCAGGCCGUCAUCGGCACAAAUUGUUAGAAUUCCAAUUUUUUGUUGCUAUUUGGUAGAAUAUGCUAAAGCUAGAGGAGAAGCGCAUUUGGUUAAGGUGAAUCAAUCGAAGAAAAACCUAAAAUUUUCAAGAGCACAAAUCAGAAGAACCGUAUAUCCGAUUGAGCUGAAAACUCGAUCGAUUGGUUGGACUAAUCGAUCAAGUUUUCAGCUCCAUCAGAUGUUCGGUUCUUCAUGAAAAUUUAAGGUUUGGUUAUGGUUCUUCUUCACCUUAAAUCAUAUUGAUGGACCCCACGUAGGCCAGCUAGAUAAAAAGGCCAUCAUUGAUGAAUUUUAUGUAUUGCUUCACUCCAAAAAGAUUAAUAACCAUAGAAGAGCCGUAAAUGUGUGAGCAUGGUGUUUAACUAACUGGCGUACGAGGGGUCUACCAAUUUGGAAUAAUUAAAACGCUUCUCCUCUAGUUUUAGCACAUUCUACCGAAUAACGACAAAGAAUUGCAUUCUAACUACUUGUAUUGAUGGCGGCGCGGUAUCGACAAGAAUUUCUCAUUAGAAUGUUAAGUUUUAAUGAAUUUCUAAUGUGAUAAGUGAAAUCUCAAAUAUUCAUAUUCAAAGGUAGGUAAUGAUUAGUAUAAGUUCUUAAGACAGUAGA
Aedes aegypti (yellow fever mosquito) is the source of this 2117-nucleotide messenger RNA. RefSeq names its product alpha-tocopherol transfer protein. The record is from RefSeq and is a predicted model, not a curated record. Bases 365 to 1423 code for a protein of 352 amino acids. The transcript is spliced from 4 exons. Gene Ontology annotation, molecular function: phosphatidylinositol bisphosphate binding. Gene Ontology annotation, cellular component: membrane. NCBI's taxonomy places the organism in Eukaryota, Metazoa, Arthropoda, Insecta, Diptera, Culicidae.